AUCAUAUCUGACAGUGCAAUCAGAUCAAUCAAACAUAAACAACGAAGAUUUUAUCUCUAUUUACUGAUCAGGAUUCAGAGAUUGUAUUCUGUAGUGUUGGUAUUCAGUUUUUUAGGGGAUACUCUUCCCGAUCAGUCUUGGAAGGAGGAAAUCAAAAUGUUUUCAAAUCUCCCAUCAGAAACUGAUGCAGAGUUUUUCACCAAAAACUUGAGAACAUUGAGAAUGCAAGGGAUCCACAGUCGUCAGAGCGCCAGACAAGAUACAAAGGUUAUGCGACUUGCCAAUGCACUGUGAAGAGGCUAAAGCUUGCAGAAUGAGUCUUGAGGUGUCCAUAAUGGAAGGAGAGAAAGAAACUGUGUCUGUGAAGUGGUGGAAUCACCGAAGCGCUAUGUGUCGUUCAAUAAGAGACAUGUACAUGAAAAAUCAGUAUGCAGAUGUCAGGCUAGUAUGUGAGGGGCAAGAACACUGGGUACAUAAGUUUGUUUUAUCAGCUUGUAGUGAGUAUUUUGAAACCAUAUUAAAUGAUGUUCCAUAUCAAGGCUCUAUUACCCUUGCUCCGUCAAUCCAGCAAAAAGAACUACUUUCAUUACUUGAUUUCAUGUACCUUGGAAUAGUUGAUGUUUUGCAACAUGAAUUGCCCACCCUUGUGGCAGCUGCAGAAACACUGAUGAUUCGAGGCCUUGCUGUACCCUAUGAGGAUGAAGAUUCCGAAGAUGAUUACCCAAAUAUAAAGACAGAGAGUAAGGAUUUUGCAGUGAAUUCAGAUAGUUCAAAAACUGGUGUUACUAAUUGUCCCAAGAAUGAAAAUUAUAAGAGAAGAAGGGCUAAUGAAGUUGAGUACUUUGUUAAAUCAGAAGGAGAAAUGUAUGGAGAGGUACCGUCAGGCCCACAUAUGACUCCAUCAACCAGCUGUAGGAGGCCUGAUCAAAAUUGCCAAGUCACAAGUUCAAAUGCUGAAGUGAAUGCUAUGUUGAAAGUCUUAAUUGGCAAAGCUCCUGAGAAGGGUGGCAGGAAGCAGACAAGAGAAGGAAACCACGAAGCAGACAAAUCCGAAGGUGGUCUAAAGGACGCUGGGCCCUUCACCUGUUGUACUUGCAGUAAAACAUUCCAGUGGAGGAGUAAUCUAACAAAACACAUGCGUACUCACACAGGAGAAAAACCAUACAGUUGUAGUGUUUGUACUUAUAGAACCAGUUAUAGUGAGGCUCUGAAGAGACAUAUGCGUAUACACACAGGAGAAAAGCCUUAUCACUGUGAAUAUUGUGACUACAAGACUCGAGAUCCAGGUUCCCUUAAGAUUCAUAUAAGAAAACAUAAUUCAUCUAACAAUGAAAGUCAUCAGGAUACAAAUUCUUACACCAGUGAAUCGGUGCCAUCAAAUGUUAUAAGGCACGAUGGGGAUAACUAUAGACCAAUGCAGUCAGGUGGUAGUCAGCAUUUGGAAGACCCACCACACCAGCUUCAGAAUACAAUGCAAUAUGAAUAGGCUGCAAUCUCUCAUGUGACUUAUUUAUGUGGUUCUUCACAUUUUUACUUUAGUUUAGUGAUACUUCGAUUAGAUGAAUAUUGUAUAAAGAAAAUAUGUAUAGUAGUAAGAGAGUUUUGUGUAGGGUUAUACUGCAGAUGGGAAAUGAACUAAAAUGCUUUGUCAGUGCAGACAGCUACAGUGUUAGCUUUGAUAUUAUGUAUUGAGUGGAUUGCUUAUGUGGUGAACUGAUUAAAUUACUAGAUAUGCUUACUAGUAUAGAUAUUUUUUUAAGAGUGCAUAUAGUAUAAUUAGAUUUCUAUGUUGGUUCACCAUUAGCAUUUAGUAAAUUGGCAAAGUACUAGUAUUUGUGAGUAAGUAGUACGUAUUCAAUUUUAUUUUGAUAAUAUAUUUUUAUUUAACAAUAGAAUAUUUGCUUCCAAGUAUGUACUUCCAGAUUGGAGCAAUUAUUUCUCUUUAUGUAAUAUCAGAGACUAAAAGAGUAGUCAAAGACUUAUAUAAAAUGACAGAUCCUUUGAAAAAAUCUUAUUUUUUAAUCCUUACAGGACAAGGUAAUUAUCUGACAUACUAUCACUUUUCAUAUUUUACCUUACAGGACAAGGCAACUAUUUGACAUAAACUCACUUUCCAUAUUUUAAGUCAAAGCCUAUGUUUUAUAAGAAAUUUGGCCCCUUACGGUUUUCUUGUUUCAGUAUAUUAGAAGUGAUGAUCAUUUUUUCCCCACUACCAUCAGGCAACACAUGGAAAUGAAAGGAUUCCACAGCUCUGGAGAUCAACAUAACACAAUCUAAUUUAAUGAAUGUUUGAUCAUAUACCUUAUACUUUUUCUUAUUAAGAAAGUUGGAACGUCAGAGUAUAAUUUUUAACAUUUAACAAAUUACAAGCAUAAAUGCUGUACAUCAUGCAGCAAUGAAAAUACUUUGCCAGAAAGUAGGAAAUGCAUAAAACAUACAAUAUUUGUAUUCUUUUAAGAAACAAAACUUUUUUUUAUAAUAGCCUGCAAG
Messenger RNA from Macrobrachium nipponense, 2490 nucleotides. RefSeq names its product zinc finger and BTB domain-containing protein 24-like. Gene Ontology annotation, biological process: regulation of transcription by RNA polymerase II. The transcript is spliced from 5 exons. NCBI's taxonomy places the organism in Eukaryota, Metazoa, Arthropoda, Malacostraca, Decapoda, Palaemonidae. The record is from RefSeq and is a predicted model, not a curated record. Gene Ontology annotation, cellular component: nucleus. The coding region runs from base 284 to 1486 and encodes 400 amino acids. Gene Ontology annotation, molecular function: DNA-binding transcription factor activity, RNA polymerase II-specific; protein binding.